This is a messenger RNA of Phytophthora infestans T30-4, 408 nucleotides long. RefSeq lists its product as uncharacterized. The transcript has 3 exons. The coding region runs from base 1 to 408 and encodes 135 amino acids. The record is from RefSeq and is a predicted model, not a curated record. NCBI's taxonomy places the organism in Eukaryota, Oomycota, Peronosporomycetes, Peronosporales, Peronosporaceae.
AUGGCCCCCGUUUCGGAGAAGCACUCGUUGAGCUGGAAGAAGGUGAUUACUCCAGCUGCUCUCAUUGAGAAGACUCAUGCCCGACAACCCGCUGCGCGUGACAAAGUGUUCGAGCGCCAUCUCCCGUUCUCGUGGCUGCGGUUCUUCAUCGGAGCUGUGUCGCUAGCUCUCGUUUUCGCCGACGUCUUACGCUCCGGUGUGGGCGUGUCGAAUCUUCAAGAUGUGUACCCAUCACUGCAGCCAGACGAAGUGGUAAGUUUUGAUACAUCGUGGAACUAUUCAGUGUUUGCGUCUACCAAAGAGGAAGCCAGAAAAGGCAGCACAACAGCACGUGUAUGGAGCUACAAGUACGACUCGACUUCGAUCACGUGGCGAGCAUUUGCACCGGCGAGGUGGCAUUCCGGAUGA